Messenger RNA from Porites evermanni, 12295 nucleotides. The record is from the annotation of a GenBank genome assembly. Lineage: Eukaryota; Metazoa; Cnidaria; Anthozoa; Scleractinia; Poritidae.
GGAAGGAAUUGUCCUUGGAAUGGGAAAUCCUCUAUUGGAUAUCUCUGCCACAGUGGAUAAAGAUUUCCUUGACAAGUAUGUUAGCAUAAAGUCUGAAUAGACAAUAAUUAUUAAUCUUUCAAAUUCUCAAUUUUGUAUUUCUUCUGUAUCUAUUUAACCCAAACUUUUAACAAGCCCCUCCCCCUAAAAGUAAUCAAAGCAUUAGAAAGUAAAUUUGUCUAACUUGAUAAGAAAUCAGUCCUUUUUAGAACAUAUUGUCUACUGGUAAACAUGUAUUUUAGAACACACAGUACAUGUGAUAAACUGUUCCUUUCAUAGACUGCAAGCUCAAGUUACUUAAUUUUCAUCUUUGGCAAUUUAACAGUGUCAACAGUGCUUGCUUAGAGGCUCUUCCCUACUCAUUCUCCAUAUCCUAUUUGAAUUCUUUCUUGGCUUUGACCUUUUCUUUGGCUCACUCUCUCAUUUGUACUUUCAUAAACGUACAAUAAACAAAUGACUAAAAGUAAGUAGCUAAAUCUAUAUGCUUAUUUUAAAGAUAUUUUUGGAGGUUUAGAUCUUAGAGAAGGUUGCUUUGUGAUAGUAAGUUCUUAAACAGAUACAGUUGACUCCUGAUAACUCAAACCCUUCUAGGGAAAUCAAAAAAGGUUCGAGUUAUCGGAAGUUCGAAGCAAAUGAGGAAACAAGCAAAUGGAUGGCCGAGAGGGAAUGCAAGUAUCAUGUACACUUCACUUCAAGGACAACAAAAAAUGAAGAUUGAUAUGUUGAAAAAGGAAUAUUAUGUAACACAGCUUGAUUAAUAUUCAGUGAUGGAAAAUGAAUUUGAACUCGAGUGACAAAAAAAGUAAAGACAAAGAAAUGACAUGAUUGUUUUCAGAUAAAUUCAAUAUUUUGGAGUUCAGUACAUCAUUUUUUUUUCCAACUUCCCAUGCACUAAAAACACAGUUUGAGUUAUAAAGGGUGAAAUUAUAUAGAAAUGAUCUCAAGAGAAACAAAAAUUAAUUUAAGUUAUUGGGAGAUUCGAGUUAUUGAGUGUUUGAGUUACCAAGGGUAAAAUUACAGUAAAUGUAUUGAGGAGAUCCAGGGGAAAUCGACUUUUGGUUUGUGUUAGUGCGAGGUUCAAGUUAUCAAGGGUUCGAGUUAUUAAGAGUCAAAUGUAUUUAAAUUUGCCUUUACAGGUAUGGACUAGAUGCUAACAAUGCAAUAUUAGCAGAUGAAAAGCACCAGCCCCUGUGAGUUCAGAACAUAGUUAUAUUGUUUAUAAGCUAGACAGUACUGCCAUAGCUACAUGUACCUGUACAGAGAGUCAGUGUUAAAAUAUGUUUCAGUUGCAUGAUUUCAAUUGAAUACCAUUUUCAUCCAUCCCUGAAGUGUGAAAUGAAUUUAGUGCAUCUAUAGAUUUACUUUUGAAACAUUAACACUUUGGUCUGCUCUGUGUCACUUCUGUGCAAUGAAAUGUUGGAGAAUAGAAAGUGAAGUCAACAAGGUUUAUUCUCAAAUUGUCAUUUUUGGAAGUCCCUUUAAAUACAAUUUUUAGCCUCCAUCCUGAAGGUAUUGAUGAUGCCCCCAUCACAUGCACAUGGUGAACCUAGGAGUAUUGCCACGACCCCCCCCCCCCCCCCCCCAGGGGGGGUACUGCAAAAAAAAUUUUUAACAAACUCUGUCGCCACCCUUAAGAGGGGACGAAGUUUUUUUUUUAACAAAAAAAUAGAGAGAAAAAAAAAAAAAAAAAAAAUACAGGGGAGGAGACAAAUACUUUGUUCUUUUUUUAAAAGAAAAGUGAAGUAAACAAAGUUUAUUUUCAAAUUUUUAUUUGUGGAGGUCCUUUUAAAAAAAUUUUUAACCUCCCUUCCUGAGGGUUUUGUGGAGCCCCCCCCAAAUGGCCACGGUGAAACCUAGGGUUUUUGCCCCACCCCCCCCCCCCCCAGUGGGAUGCUAGUCAGUAACAGUUUUACAUAACCCUUUGGCACUCAUCUAAAGGGGAGCGAAGUUUCUUGUCUAAGGAAAUGACAUGAAGAAUGAAUGAAACAACAGAAUUGAAGGGCGAGGGGCAAACUUCUUGGCCAUUGUUUAGUCAGCCAGUUUAGUCACUUACUUAAAAAAUUUAAUAAUCUAAUUUUGGAAUAAGUGCUAAAUGAAUUGUGGUUUUCAGUUAUAAAGAAAUGGUUGAUAAAUUUAAUGUGGAAUACAUCCCUGGGGGUGCUACACAAAACAGUAUGCGAGUUGCUCAGGUGAGUAAAUGUAAUAUAAUUUCUUUACUUUGCCAAGAGAGACAAACAAAAAAUGAAAAAAAAAGAAAGAAUGAAUUAAGGGAAUGGGGCAAUGCAACUAUAACAGGUCAAGCCGGCUGUGCUCUAGGGAAAAUAUGAAGAGCGCCUAGUGCUUUGAACCUGUAAAAUCUAGGGUGCUCAGCAUAUGACUUGUAUGAAAAAAACUAAGAUUUUCUAGUUGCCGAAGGGCAAAGGUUAGGUGCCAGGGGCCACCGGGCUCUGCUAGAGCACAGCCCUGCAGGUACAAUUAGCUAUCAGCAAAGGUAAGGUUAUAGUUUGCAGCAUUUAGGCAUUUUAACUUUGAUAUAGUGCAUUGUAUUUUAAUCACUUUUGAUUAGUUGCUGCUGUAGCUUUGGCAGUAUAAUAUGUUUCUUUCAUUUUUGUCCUUAUCACUUGUAUUACUAAUGCUACAACUGUAGUUACAAAAAGUAUUCCAACAAGAAGGGGGAGUGAGGGAGGAAGUGAUUUCAUUGCAUGGCCCUUUAUAUAAUUUAAUUUGGUGAGGCACAAAACAGAUACCAGUUCCUGGCUCAGGGAGAAAGCCGUAGAAAGAAAAUGUGUAGAGACAGCUAAAGUGGUCUUGAACAACAGAGGAAAUUGCAAUUAGAGAUGCCAUUAAAUCUGUAUGUGAACUUUGGACACAAUUAAUUACUUUUUGAAAUCUCUUCCAAUUUCUUUUUUCCUGUGAGAUGGAAAGUACAUUUUGGAUUAUUUUGUACUUUUUUACUUUGGGCAUACAAAAACUGAUACUUGCACCUAAAACAAUUCCUAAUAUGUUAUUUAUUAUUAAUUUUGCAUGGUAUUCAUUUUGUACCUUAUUAUAGUGGCUCUUAGGGAAAGAUGCAAAAACAACAUCAUUUAUGGGUUGCAUUGGUAAGUUGUGUGAAGUUUAUUUAAAGGCCAACUGAAAAUGCCUGGUGCAUCAAAGACAGGUUUUUGCCUGAAAUUCAAAUUCUCUCACUGCCGUUAGCCAUUCUCACUGCAAAACACCCCCUCCCCCACCCUUGAUAAGUAUUAGGACAGGGAAAGAUAUAAAAGAUGAAAAAAAAUUAGUAAGUUAGGUUAUUUUAUGUGACCUAAUUUUUUACAGUUCUGUGGAAAAUCUGCAUAAAUUUUAGAAAAUUAGAUCUUAUGGAAAUUUCAUGCAUGGAGGCAGUAUAGCUACUUAAAAAUUAUAAUCUGCUGCUAAUCAAUGCCAUGAUCUUCCAUGCACCUUCUGUAUAUGUAUUGUUUCUUUGUAGGAAAGGAUGAAUUUGGUAAAAUUCUGUCUAAAAAGGCCACAGAAGCCGGUGUAAAUGUAAACUAUUUAAUACAUGAAAAAGAACCCACUGGAACGUGUGCUGUCUGCAUAACAGGAAAACACAGGUACAGUUUGCAUUGCCUGCUGCUCAUACAUACACUCUCCAAGGUUUCAUUUGACUCUUCCCUUUCCCCUCCCAAAAGUAUAUCAAAAUAGAUGGGAAGAUUUGCAAUGUACGGUACAUCUGAUUUGGAAAUACAUUUAUUAUCUAGUCCCUGAUUAACCCAUAUUUUCUCUGAAGUGCAAUAUAGUCUCAAUUUUUUCAUUUCAUUUGCAUUCCUUGCACGAAACAUUGUCUAGAAUGUGUUUCUCCAGUUUUCAUUUUAUUUUGACCCACUCUGGUCACUAGUCUAUCAUCCAAAACCCUCAUUGGGUCUCUUCUAAACAUUUGUAUAACUGUAUUUGAUAGACAGCCAUACUGUGCAACUUUUGUUGGGUUAAUAGCCCUAUGGUUUAACAAUUAAAAUGAAAUCUCUUUGACAGUACUAUAAGGAGGUUUCAUUAUAUUGAGGUUCUUUACCAUCUACUGGUAUUUGUCUAUAUUGCUGGGCUAGGAAUAUUGUUGGUUAUGCUGAGUUCUUUGUUAUUUGAGGUUUGUUAAAUCGAGGUUCCACUGAACAAUGAGUUUUUCUGAAAUAGAUAUUUGGUAAAUUUGUUUAAAACAUUAAAUCUUUGCAGGUCUCUUGUUGCAAAUCUUGCUGCAGCAAAUUGUUACAAGAAGGAAAGCCACUUGGACAAACCAGAAAACUGGGCAUUUGUUGAGAAAGCUCAAUAUGUUUAUAUAAGUGUGAGUAUGUUAACCACAAAAAACACUUCAGAACUUAUUGUUAAUUUUGCAAUGAAAAGUUGGUCAGAGGCAAUAGUGUGGUUAAGCACCUUGUUGACUGAAAUCUGUUGCCCUUGGACCCCUUACUCAAGCUGCUUUCUUCUGCAGACCUGAUAAAGAAUUUAUAACUCCUGGGGUUUGUAAGCAGGAUUUAUGGUACAACAGGCACCUUCUGCAUUAAAUCUUUUGUCAGGAGGUUGCUUGGACAGAACAGCAGAUUUUGGCUGUUACAUUUAAUGCUAAUGUAGACCAACUUUGGAGGGUUAAGUGUUUUUAAGUGUUUUUCAUUUUCUUUACUUCUAGGGUUUUUUCUUAACAGUAUCUCCAGACUCGAUUGUGAAAAUAGGCAAGCAUGCUGCAGAGAAAGACAAGGCAAGUAAUUUGAAUUGAUCUACUGUGCUAAUAUUUUAUAGGUUUACUUGAACUUAAAUAUUUAUUAUUAUUAUUGUUAUUAUUAUUAUUUUGGUUUCAGCUUUUUAUGAUGAAUCUCUCUGCACCAUUUUUGUGUCAAGCUUUUAAGAAGCCAAUGAUGGAGGCUUUGCCUUAUGUGGACAUUCUGUUUGGAAAUGAAAGUGUAAGUAAAACAAUAAUAUUUGAAAAUGAAAGGGUGUUAAUCAAUUUUAAGCAUAUCUCAUUUGAGUUCCUGGAGGGAUCUGUACCUGUUAACUCUCAUACAGUUGAAGCUCCCAUAAGUAGACAUCAAUGGGGUACAGAAAAUUGUCUUAAACUAGAGCUGGGGCCCGUUUCUCGAAAGUCCCGAUAAUUAACGGGCCCGGUAAGCUGUCUCCGUUUACAUUAAAGAUCCAGGUUCCAAUAGUUUUGCAUCUAAAGUGAUAAAACUAUCAGUUAAUGAAACAAAAUGGAGUAGUUUGCUUGCCAGGACCCCCGCUCUUAUUCUUUAUAUUUCGAUUUGAAUAUUUGAUUUUGGGCGCGAAAAGUUACCGGCACUUUCGAGGAAACAGGCCCCUGGCCAUUUAUGGGAGUUACCUACAUAAGUGGCCUCAAGCACUCUCAAGUUAUCUCCCUUCAGUGCUAAUCAUCAUCAUUGUCAUCAUCACCAAUGCGGCCACCAUGACCAUUCUAAUCAUUAUCAUCAUCAUGGCUACAUCCACGGUCCUCAUCAUCAUCAUCAUCAUCACCACCACCACCACCACCACCAGCCUCAUCUUCCUCCUUCUCCACCCCCUCCUCCUCAUCAUUAUCAUCAUGGUCAUCGUCACCAUGAUCAUCAUAAGUGGCCUCUAGCACUCUCCAGUCAUCUCCCUUCAGUCCUUAUCAUCAUCAUGGCAACCUCCACGGUCCUCAUCAUCAUCACCACCACCACCACCACUAGCCUCAUGUUCCUUCUCCACCUCCUCAUCCUCAUCAUUAUCAUCAUGGUCAUCGUCACGAUGAUCAUCAUCAUCAUCAACAUCUUCGUCAUCAUUGCCAUUUUCGUCAUCAACAUCCACCACCACCACCACCACCAUCAUGUUCAUCAUCAUCAGUAGCAUCAUCAUUACCAUCACCAUUAUCAUCACCACAAGGUGCAUAAAACCGUCAUUUUGUAUGUCCAACCUGCCCUGUCUGUGCCACUGUUUCGGCCAUACUCAAGUUCAUCCAGCCUGCCUUGUCACCCCUUCAGUCCUGUUAACCUUCAACUGGACUGAUCGACUGACUAACUGAAAAGGGACUGCUUACAGCGUAAUUAUAAGAUGUGGUGCUCUUAACACUCCUGCUUCAUUUUGAGACUUACAUACUGUUGAUGUGUUCAUCAAGUACUGAUAAUUCAAGAAGAAGAUGGCUGUGAGCAGUGUAGAGGAGCAAAGAGAGUUGUAGUAAUUUGUUCAAGCUCAGGGUCAUUGAAUUUUGAUAUCUUUUACCAAGAAAGCUCCUGGCCUUUUUUUAAUACAAAUUUGCCUUAAAACAUGGUGCAAAUUAAUUUAAGUGUGAAGUAAAACCUUUCCAUUUAAUUCCUGUACAGGAGGCAGCCGUUUUUGCUAAAGAACAGGACUUUGGAGUAAGUACAUUGAUGUUGCUUCCAGAACAAGUAUUGUUUGGAUAUUGCUACACCAGGUUCAUUCUCUCCAUUAUAAAAUUUUUGACCACCUUGCACAUACUAAACAUAAAAGCAGUGUUCCAUAUAGCUGCAUUUCAGUGGCGGAUCCAGCACUCCCCCCUUUUAUUUUUAGACCAAACUGAGGCCCAAAGGGCCGCAAAAAACCUUUUUUUUUUGAGGCCCCCCCCCCCCCCCCCCCCCAGGGCCCCCCCCCCCCCCACCUUCUUAUCUGAAGGUCUGGAUCUGCCAUUGCAUUUGGCCCCGUCCACCCGACCCCGGACAUUUUUGAAACCGCAUCCUUUCUUACCCGGGCUCGUGUGGAUGUGGCCUAACGGUUUAAACCAAUUUAGAGAGCGGUUUCAAAAAGAUGAGGUUUUGGAGAGAUACAUAAAUAGAUACAUAUUUUAUUUUGUUUCCCAAAGGGGCUUUACACAGACAAUAUAAGAAUGAUACUGAUUUAAAAGCUUAAACUUCCAAGAUUGAAAACCCAGACUGCAUUCGAUGGUUACCAGCUUGAGCUAACUAGUACUUUUUACUUGUUAUAAAUUCACCAGACAGAAGACGUAAAAGAAAUUGCAAAGAAAAUGGCCGAGUUAACAAAAGUCAACGGGAGUCGUCAACGUAUAGUGGUGAUAACGCAAGGCAAAGAACCAACCAUUGUUAUUAAAGGUACUCAGGACACAUAUUUGUGAUUAUAACAUAGGAGGAACUUUUGUCAGGGUCAAAUUAGUCUGCUACACAGCCGUUUUUAGUGGCGACACUAAAAACGACUGUGUAGCAGGUCAAAUGAACUUUUUAGCUUAGAGCUUAUCAGAUGAGCGUUACACCCAUGCCCAUGGGGGUGGUACAAAUGUGACUCACGGGAUCCCACGGGAUGGAGGCCCUUCUCAGCAAACCCAGAGUCCAUGACUAGAAGACACCAGGGGUGGUCACCGCCAGAUUUUUGUUUCGGUCUCAGGGUUAGUCAAAUCAAUCAGUUAAAGCGCUGUGAGGUGGGGCCUUUGGUUUUUCCUCCUUGAUGGGAACUGGAGAGCAGGCUUUUAACCAGACAUUGAAAACUGGCCGUCCAGAAGGCAUGUUUUGUCAUAAAAUUAUAAGAGAUUAAGUGAAUUUUCCUUUUAUGUACUCCAAAGAUGGGCGUCCAUAGGACGGCUGGACACCCUUCUGGCUAAAACCUUGCUGGAGAGUCAAAAACCAUUUGGAGCACGUGCACAAUCCCAUCAGUUAUUUUAAGACAGUGAGUUUUGGUCCUAUCGGGAUUUUACCCCGAACUCCCAGUCUGGUGCUCUGUUUUUGAAUGAUGGCAGUAAAUUCUUUCCCAAUCUUUUUGCAGAUGGUAAAGUCACAGAGUACCCAAUCAUUCCAAUCAAAGAAGAAGAUAUAGUGGACACAAAUGGAGCUGGGGAUGCAUUUGUAGGAGGUAAGAUAUCGAAGUUGUAUAGCUUUUUCUUUCUCGUUCUCCCCGUUGGAGCUUCUUCAUACAGCGUCACUUUGCUCGUUGGUUUCAGAGGAAUUCCGAAGGUCUUCUCUUUUUUUAUCAUUUGCGAGCACAAAAGUUGAAGAUUCUAACGUCUGUUAUCCGCUGUUAAUCUAUGGAAAGUUGCAGAAGCUAAGCAAGUGAAUUGAAAUCAAAGUUGUCAUUUUCACUUUUCAGUGUUUAUAAAUGUACUACCAAUAUGGUUAACUGAAGUUGACAUACGUUUUCCAAAAUGUGUAAACAAAAGAAGCUUUGAAAACUGAAACCUUGCCUUCAACGUGUCUUUGCGGAUACAUUUGCUCUUGUUUUAACCUCUUUACAGCGACAACCUACCUGCCACGGCCACUCUCCUCUGUCCUCAAGGCGCUCGGCUUGGAGUGAUUCUAUUGCUUACUUUCAUCUGCUAUCGCAUUUUGGGCCAGAAGCCAGAACACUACAUAUACCUGACCUUGAAAUUUCCAUCAGUCUUGCGUAUGUCUGUGCCAUUUCUCUCCUUACUGUGUAUUUUGUUGCGUUUUUAAAACUCUUUUAUCUGCUUGCAGGAUUCAUCAGUCAGCUUGCUCAAGGAAAACCCAUCGAUGAGUGCGUUCGCUGUGGCCAUUAUGCCGCCAACUACAUGAUCCAACAGUCUGGUGUCACAAUGACACAACUGCCAAACUUUUCAUAACGUCUCAUGACGGAGGAAUUGUUUUGGUGUUUCAAAGUGGCAAAAUAAAUAGUUUUUUGAAUUCACCAGUGUCUUGUUUGAUAGCCCUAAAUCUUUGACAAAACAAACGGAUAACUACGACCCCACCCCCCAAAAACGGAUGGGAAAAUGGUGCGUUUUGGCCUUCACGCGGCUUCAUCCUUGAUUGUCGGGGAAGGGGGAAUUCCGUUUCCAACUUAUUCUGUCCAAGAUUUUAACUUGUUCCGGGCUCUUAGGUGGACGGGGAAGUUCAAAAAUGACGUGGUAAACGUAUUCGUUAAUGUCUUUCAUCUCAUUCGUUUUCUUGGCCUCUUUCCGACUAUCCGAGAGUUCAUUGAAGGAGGGUCAAAAAACGUUACAAUACUCACACUAGUCAGAGCUUGCUCAAGGCUCAUUUCAAUCCAGGACUAAGUGAAUUUAGGUAGAUCCCUUAGGGUCGUGUAUGAUGGCAAUUAAAUCGACGUUAAAUUCACAGGUGACGGUUUUCUGCAGUUGACGAUACCCACCUUGUCUCUCUCUCUCUUCGAAAGCAAUAUAAUACGGAGCUUAAGCAACGACGACGGCGACGUCAGCGAGACCGGCAUAUAAGCAGUAGGUUUAGAUUGGCAAAACAACAACUUUGCACGUGCAUCACGUUUUUUUGUAUUUGUUUCCCGUCACUGCACGACUACGACGUGAAAAUACCUAAUUUCACGUUUUGUGGAGGACGUGAACACAAGACAACGACUUUCUCCUUCUUUUUCUGAACUUCGAUACAGUCUUUGUUCACACUGUACUCGACGAAUUUUCCACCGGUUGAAAAAUUUGACCGGACACUUUGUUCACACGGAACCGUUCAAUGCUCAGUUUUGUUCACACGGAACUGUUGAACCGUAAUAUUUCCAAGAAAAGCGAGUAAUAAGACGACUCGUAAAUCCAUGUUUAUUUGUGACAUAAACUGUAGUAGGGAUAAAAUUAUCUCUUUUUUGAGCAUGAAUCUCAUUAACUCGCGUCGAAAUCCAUUAUCGACAUUGACGUCAUAGCCUUUUGCCUUAAUCUCAUGAAUAAAAUGCGGAGAAAUCUCAUAAGUUAUGGUCAUAUGCUCUUUGUAGGUUGUUUUACCGGUUUGACAGGUUUUCUAGUUAUUUCAAGGUCGAUGAAUUUCUUGGUGUUCGAUUAGCUGGCUAGAAACUAAGAAAAGUCACUGGUUAGUUCAUGGAGUUCAAACUUGUCUGUUAUUUAGAAUUACUGAGACGUAAACGUAUUACUGUAGACAACAAAUACUAAAUUGCUCCAGGCUAUAGCGUCAUCGGGUUAAUGUGUUCCUCUGCAAGAUAAUGAGAAUCCCCCGCAUUUUAUUCAUGAGCUGAUAAAGACAAAAGGAUAGGAUGUAAUUGGCGCCGUUUAUGUAUUCCUGUGCAAGUUAAUGAGAUUCCUAGGCAAAAAACGGAUGAUUUCAUCCCUAUUAUACUACUUCAGUUGUGACCAUUCCUUUUCCAAGGGUGAUAUUGCCUUGCUCUAUCGAGCAGUCUAGCCGGCCGUUUCUCUUGCAUGGGUAAGAAGCAGGUCUGUAGGUAUUUACGGCUACGGUUUUGAACACGGUACAUUCCCGUACACCAAGAUGGGUGUAUCGUAAGGUCUCUGUUUAGCCAAACAUGAAAUGGGAAAGGUGCUCGUGUAAAAAACAGGUUCUCUGUUCCCUCGCUGCGCUCAACACCCGUCUCCUCUCCCUCGCUCGCGUCUGAAAAUACCUCUUAAAAGAGAAAGAAGUAAAAUUAUCAUGACCAGCAAGUCGCCUUUGGACUCCGGUUAAUUUGUGUAGGAACUGUUUCUUUAUAACUUACUGAAGUUCUAUCUCGUGCGCACACAAUAAAGACGUGCGCGAGAUCAUGGAAUAUACGUCAUAGAGAUGAAAAUGAUGUCAUAAAGGAAAACAAAUGCUGUCUUUUCAAGUUGCAGGAAAACUUCUUCCGACUGAAACUCGAGUUUUUGAAUUUGUCCGCGCAGAAGUUCGGUCUGCAUGCAAAAGAGAGAAAUAAUUUUACAUUAAGGGCAUUUCUCUGGCAGGUAGGGAACCUUUGCAGAUUUCAUUUUUUUAGUUCUAUAUUUUCCCUUUAAUGCUUCCAAAAACUUACCAUUGAUGUACUAUUUUGUUUUACACCAGGGAAAUCACAAUGAAGAGUGGAAUCAUUUUGAUGUUCAUUUUGUUAGCAACAGCAAGUCCUACUGGUCAGUCAGUUUCCCAGUCCAGUCAUGCUCUAGAUGGUAAUACGUGGCCUUUGAAUCGUCUACCCUUGCGCAGUGGUGAGUUGGCUACUCGUGAAGUGCUUUUUGUUUUUGGGUGUCAGAGGGAUUAUUUUUAAGAAAACUGCCCUGCCCCGUUGGUCACUGUCUGGCUCUAAAGAACCAAAACGCCGUUACACAGCAGUCUCGAAUUUUACCUUUCGUUUUCUCUUCUCCCCUCUUUUUCGCUUUUCUGAACACGUUUUUUUUUUUUCGUUUGCUGGGAGUACAAGACUUUAUUUCGGUAAGAUUAGUUCCUGUCCAGAAGGCUUUUAGAAUCUUAAGGUUAGAUGAAAGGAAGUGCACGCAGGGUAGUGGAACAAGAUGUUCAUUGUAAUUUUCUGGUCAGCUUUACGUGUCUUUUUUCGCCUUUUUUCUUCGGUCUCGACCUUAACUGAAUCAUGCUCAUUCUGGUAUGGUUUGAAAGAUACUUCUUACCCCUGCUCGAGUUAGAUGACAAAGUUUUCCUUACAUUGACUAUCAAACCUGAUGGUGCAACAAGCAAUACAAGGAACGUAGAUUCACACGAGCAAUUAUAGGGAAGGCUCGGUGGGUUAAGGGACGGACCAUUAGAAAAGUUAUUGGGGGGUGGGGAAUUUUCGAGCCGCAGGAAUUUUUUUUCCUUUUAAAAGUCCUUGUAUGAAUUUUUUUUAGGCCAUAGCAUGAAUAUUUUUUAGGGUUAGUUGGCGAGCAUGAAUUUUUUUCAUUUAAUUUUCCCUUGCGCGAAUAUUUUUUUUGUACUUCGCCCCCCCCCCAUAAGUUUUCUAAUGGUCCGUCCCUAAAAUAACUUAAAUAGAAAAUACAUAAAACAAAUUCUAUUGAAUCAUGGUCUCAGUCUGAUUCUUAUUGUUUCUUUCAGACUUCCUUUUGCCAUCAUUUUUCACUGUAUUUGGCAGUCUGUUAACGCUGUCACUGAUUGCUAUGAGCACUAAGAGUUCUGUGUGGCCUAAGGUUCAUUCUCAGAAGAAGACUGCAACCAAAACAGAGCAAAACUAUUUCGUCACACCAUCUUUCGUCGCACCUCUUUACGUCAACCGCAUCACCCAAGCAAGGCUACGAUUAGCGCAACACAGGGUCGCGCAAGUUAGUUUUACCGUUGGGCUCCCGGAAGACAGCAACUCAGAAAUCGCCACUCACGUUGAUUUUGAAAUAUGGAAAAAGAAGCGUCAAAACAUUCGUGAGAGGCGAAAAGAAAGGCUUGCGAAAGGACCCAGGAUUGACCCAGAAAAGUUAAAGAAAAUCAAUCAAGAAUGGCUUUUGUUUUACGGAUUUAAGAGUUGCGAUAUUUUCCACAUGGAAAAUGAACUUGACAAUAUUGUUUCUAAAGUGCCUCGCGUUCUCUCAAAGAAAAAGAAAGUUAUUCAGUUUGACAACUGUGUGAAUGUUAUUUACAUCGAGAAAAACAACACUGGUCGUCGAAUGAGCCGAUGGGAAGCACCC